Messenger RNA from Knipowitschia caucasica, 4236 nucleotides. NCBI's taxonomy places the organism in Eukaryota, Metazoa, Chordata, Actinopteri, Gobiiformes, Gobiidae. The record is from the annotation of a GenBank genome assembly.
AUGGGGAACAAGCAAACCAUAUUCACAGAUGAGCAGCUGGAUGCUUACCAGGACUGCACUUUCUUUACCCGCAAAGAAAUCCUCAGGCUUCAUGGCAGAUACCAUGAGUUGGCUCCUCACCUGGUUCCAAUGGACUACACCAACAACCCUGAGUGCAAAGUCCCCCCGGCUCUGAUCGUCAACAUGCCCGAGCUCAAGGAAAACCCGUUCCGGACCCGGAUCGUGGAGUCGUUCUCUGAAGACGGAGCCGGGAACCUGAGCUUUGACGAGUUCGUGGACAUGUUCUCGGUGCUCAGCGAAACGGCUCCGCGGGAACUUAAAGCUAUAUACGCCUUUAAGAUCUACGAUUACAACGUGGAUAACUUCCUGUGCAAAGAAGACCUGGAGAAGGUCCUGAACAAGCUGACGAAGGAGGAGCUGACACCAGAGGAGGUGACGCUGGUGUGUGAGAAGACCAUCGAGGAGGCGGAUCUGGACGGAGACAAUAAACUUUCCUACUCUGACUUUGAGAACAUGAUCUCCAGAGCCCCGGACUUUCUCAGCCCGAACCUGGUCUCACCAUACCAUCGUACUCACCAUACCAUCGUACUCACCAUACCAUCGUACUCACCAUACCAUCGUACUCACCAUACCAUCGUACUCACCACACCAUCGUACUCACCACACCAUCGUACUCACCAUACCAUCGUACUCACCAUACCAUCAUACUCACCAUACCAUCGUACUCACCACACCAUCGUACUCACCAUACCAUCGUACUCAUCACACCAUCGUACUCACCACACCAUCGUACUCACCAUACCAUCGUACUCACCAUACCAUCGUAUUCACCAUACCAUCGUACUCACCAUACCAUCGUACUCACCAUACCAUCGUACUCACCACACCAUCGUACUCACCAUACCAUCGUACUCACCAUACCAUCGUACUCACCACACCAUCGUACUCACCACACCAUCGUACUCACCACACCAUCGUACUCACCAUACCAUCGUACUCACCACACCAUCGUACUCACCACACCAUCACCAUCGUACUCACCACACCAUCGUACUCACCAUACCAUCGUACUCACCAUACCAUCGUACUCACCACACCAUCGUACUCACCACACCAUCGUACUCACCACACCAUCGUAAUCACCACACCAUCGUAAUCACCACACCAUCGUACUCACCACACCAUCGUACUCACACCAUCGUACUCACCACACCAUCGUACUCACCAUACCAUCGUACUCACCAUACCAUCGUACUCACCACACCAUCGUACUCACCACACCAUCGUACUCACCAUACCAUCGUACUCACCACACCAUCGUACUCACCACACCAUCGUACUCACCAUACCAUCGUACUCACCACACCAUCGUACUCACCACACCAUCGUACUCACCACACCAUCACCAUCGUACUCACCACACCAUCGUACUCACCAUACCAUCGUACUCACCAUACCAUCGUACUCACCACACCAUCGUACUCACCACACCAUCGUACUCACCACACCAUCGUACUCACCACACCAUCGUACUCACCACACCAUCGUACUCACCAUACCAUCGUACUCACCACACCAUCGUACUCACCAUACCAUCGUACUCACCACACCAUCGUACUCACCACACCAUCGUACUCACCACACCAUCGUACUCACCACACCAUCGUACUCACCAUACCAUCGUACUCACCAUACCAUCGUACUCACCAUACCAUCGUAGUCACCACACCAUUGUACUCACCACACCAUCGUACUCACCACACCAUCGUACUCACACCAUCGUACUCACCACACCAUCGUACUCACCAUACCAUCGUACUCACCAUACCAUCGUACUCACCACACCAUCGUACUCACCACACCAUCGUACUCACCAUACCAUCGUACUCACCAUACCAUCGUACUUACCAUACCAUCGUACUCACCACACCAUCGUACUCACCAUACCAUCGUACUCACCACACCAUCGUACUCACCAUACCAUCGUACUCACCAUACCAUCGUACUCACCACACCAUCGUACUCACCCACCAUCACCAUCGUACUCACCACACCAUCACCAUCGUACUCACCACACCAUCGUACUCACCAUACCAUCGUACUCACCAUACCAUCGUACUCACCACACCAUCGUACUCACCACACCAUCGUACUCACCACACCAUCGUACUCACCACACCAUCGUACUCACCACACCAUCGUACUCACCAUACCAUCGUACUCACCACACCAUUGUACUCACCAUACCAUCGUACUCACCACACCAUCGUACUCACCAUACCAUCGUACUCACCAUACCAUCGUACUCACCACACCAUCGUACUCACCACACCAUCGUACUCACCACACCAUCACCAUCGUACUCACCACACCAUCGUACUCACCAUACCAUCGUACUCACCAUACCAUCGUACUCACCACACCAUCGUACUCACCACACCAUCGUACUCACCACACCAUCGUACUCACCACACCAUCGUACUCACCACACCAUCGUACUCACCAUACCAUCGUACUCACCACACCAUCGUACUCACCAUACCAUCGUACUCACCACACCAUCGUACUCACCACACCAUCGUACUCACCACACCAUCGUACUCACCACACCAUCGUACUCACCAUACCAUCGUACUCACCAUACCAUCGUACUCACCAUACCAUCGUAGUCACCACACCAUCGUACUCACACCAUCGUACUCACCACACCAUCGUACUCACCAUACCAUCGUACUCACCAUACCAUCGUACUCACCACACCAUCGUACUCACCACACCAUCGUACUCACCACACCAUCGUACUCACCAUACCAUCGUACUCACCAUACCAUCGUACUCACCAUACCAUCGUACUCACCAUACCAUCGUACUCACCAUACCAUCGUACUCACCACACCAUCGUACUCACCACACCAUCGUACUCACCAUACCAUCGUACUCACCACACCAUCGUACUCACCACACCAUCGUACUCACCACACCAUCACCAUCGUACUCACCACACCAUCGUAUUCACCAUACCAUCGUACUCACCAUACCAUCGUACUCACCACACCAUCGUACUCACCACACCAUCGUACUCACCACACCAUCGUACUCACCAUACCAUCGUACUCACCAUACCAUCGUACUCACCACACCAUCGUACUCACCAUACCAUCGUACUCACCAUACCAUCGUACUUACCAUACCAUCGUACUCACCACACCAUCGUACUCACCAUACCAUCGUACUCACCACACCAUCGUACUCACCAUACCAUCGUACUCACCAUACCAUCGUACUCACCACACCAUCGUACUCACCACACCAUCACCAUCGUACUCACCACACCAUCGUACUCACCAUACCAUCGUACUCACCAUACCAUCGUACUCACCACACCAUCGUACUCACCACACCAUCGUACUCACCACACCAUCGUACUCACCACACCAUCGUACUCACCACACCAUCGUACUCACCAUACCAUCGUACUCACCACACCAUCGUACUCACCAUACCAUCGUACUCACCACACCAUCGUACUCACCACACCAUCGUACUCACCAUACCAUCGUACUCACCAUACCAUCGUACUCACCAUACCAUCGUAGUCACCACACCAUCGUACUCACCACACCAUCGUACUCACCAUACCAUCGUACUCACCAUACCAUCGUACUCACCACACCAUCGUACUCACCACACCAUCGUACUCACCACACCAUCACCAUCGUACUCACCACACCAUCGUACUCACCAUACCAUCGUACUCACCAUACCAUCGUACUCACCACACCAUCGUACUCACCACACCAUCGUACUCACCACACCAUCGUACUCACCACACCAUCGUACUCACCAUACCAUCGUACUCACCACACCAUCGUACUCACCACACCAUCGUACUCACCACACCAUCACCAUCGUACUCACCACACCAUCGUACUCACCAUACCAUCGUACUCACCAUACCAUCGUACUCACCACACCAUCGUACUCACCACACCAUCGUACUCACCACACCAUCGUACUCACCACACCAUCGUACUCACCACACCAUCGUACUCACCACACCAUCGUACUCACCACACCAUCGUACUCACACACCAUCGUACUCACCAUACCAUCGUACUCACCACACCAUCGUACUCACCACACCAUCGUACUCACCACACCAUCGUACUCACCACACCAUCGUACUCACCAUACCAUCGUACUCACCAUACCAUCGUACUCACCAUACCAUCGUAG